ACUCGACAAACCGAAAGCCAAUCAGAUUCGAGUUCCACUGUCAUCCACCGAUUGUAGGAGAGGACAUAUGGUAGACUUGAGACGAGCACGAUGGGGUUUAAAGGCCGAGGAUCCUCUUCCAGAUGGGUUUUUAAUCGCUGUUCAAUCACGGUUGAUAAAAAAUGCGAUGCUGAGAUUACAGGAAACUGAUAAUGUACUUAUGUAUAGUCAUGCCCAGAUACUUCUUAAUGAGGAACCCGUGGUUGAAUAUCGGCCAUCUUUUAUGGAAGGAUUAGAACUUGAUGCCUUCUUCCGAAGCAAUAGAAUUGCGUUAGAGGUUCAAGGGGCUCAACAUCGGCUCCAUAACACCAGCUGGUAUAAAGAUGUUAAAAAACUCGAGGAUAUUGUUAACCGUGAUCGAAAGAAAAGAAUCUUGUGUCAACUUAACGGGAUUUAUCUUCUUGAGGUAUGGUAUGAUGAGAAUCCAGAAGUCACUAUUCCUAAGAAGAUAUAUAAAUUUAGAGAGCUUAUUGAUAGAAAAAUCUUUAAUCUUGAUUAA
Molecule: messenger RNA, 538 nt
Organism: Ambispora gerdemannii
Lineage: Eukaryota; Fungi; Glomeromycota; Glomeromycetes; Archaeosporales; Ambisporaceae
Source: the annotation of a GenBank genome assembly